This is a messenger RNA of Homarus americanus (American lobster), 5026 nucleotides long. Its product is annotated as modulator of smoothened protein-like. The transcript is spliced from 5 exons. The record is from RefSeq and is a predicted model, not a curated record. Lineage: Eukaryota; Metazoa; Arthropoda; Malacostraca; Decapoda; Nephropidae. The coding region runs from base 94 to 603 and encodes 169 amino acids. Gene Ontology annotation, cellular component: ciliary membrane; Golgi apparatus. Gene Ontology annotation, biological process: negative regulation of smoothened signaling pathway.
UGUUAUCUAUACUCCACUUGUAGUGUUUGUUUACAGUGGUGAAGCUGAGUGAGGAUGUGACAGCUGAGGGAUGGUGUCUUAUUAUUGGCCAAAAUGGAUAAACUAACGAUAAUAUCCGGGGCUCUGUUCCUUGCAGCAGACAUUUUCGCUGUGGUGAGCCUCGCCAUGCCUGACUGGAUCGUGUCUGACAUAGGAGGUGACACCCGCCUUGGGCUACUGUGGACAUGUGAGACCCUCUACAACAGGUCUCAGGUAUGCUAUGCUCCGUCUUUGGGAGGAGCAUGGCUGGUGACACUUGGUUGUGUAUUACUGGGCUGUGUGUGUGUCACAGCCACCAUUGUACUCCUAGCACUCUCACAUUGUCGCCUCAGUGUGCACGUCAUGACAUACGCCCGCUGGGUUGGCUUUACAGCUAUGGUGCUGUUCUGCCUGGCUGCAGUUGUGUUUCCAAUGGGCUUUUACGUAGAGGAGAUUGGUGGUGAACCAUAUCAGCUGCCAAAUAGCUUCCAGGUCGGAUACUCGUACAUAUUCUUCGUCCUGGCACUGUGGAUGACAGUAGUGUCGGAGCUGUUUGCUGGAAAGGUUUGCCUGCCUCAUUUUUAACUUGUGUAAAAAAAAUUAACUGUAAUCUUGUCUUUUUACUGAAGCUCUUGUAUAUUGUAGCUAGGAUCUAACACCUUCAUAUGUAUAAUAAAGAACUCUAAUUGCUUUUGUAAUUUAUAGAAGAUUAUGUAGAAAUUAUAUUUUUUUAUGCACCUGCUAAUGAUUAUCACAGGCACCUUGGGUACUUCACCAGUGUUACACAAUUUAGAGUUAAGUAGAUAUAGCUGUACUUAGACAAUUACAGCACUGUACAUGAGUAUUUUUUAAGGUAGCUAAGUUAUAAAUUCAGUGACAAAACUGUAUUGCUUAUUGUAAUUUAUUCUUCCCAUGACUUUGUUAAAGAAUAUUUAUCUCAAUAAUUUCUCUACGAUUAUUGUCUGGAAGAACUUAAAUUCAGUGUUUUUCUCGUACAGUACAGUAUUUUUACUUCCUUCCCUCGCUCUUUAAUAUCAGGUGUGAGAAGUUUAUGGUCUUGGAUGGGUUUCUGUCUCUUAUGCUACCCUGGGCCACUAAUGAGAUUUGCAUGAAUACAAAGAGAAAAUUGAGGGAAUAGGAGGCUUUAGUCACAUAUUGAGAGAAAAUCAUGUGAAAACAGUCAUAUACAGGGUAUACUAUUUAUAAAGGUAUCGGAGUGCUGGCAUUUUGGACCUUCUUCCUCAACCCAUAUGUAACCAAGUUUUUGAUUGGCUGGUUUUUGGUUCAUUUACCCAAUUGGCUGUCAGGUUUUGUUUAGUGAUUUAAAAUGUUUAGGACUGUCGAUAUCAAAUCCAAGGCCUGAGUAUUAGGCGAGUCAAGUGGUAUUAAAAUUUUGAGAAAAAGGGGGGGGGGGAAUAACAGAGGAGAGUGAUGCGAGACAGAUAUAGAAAAUAACAAGCUUACCUACACAAACUUACAGUAUGUAAAGCAAGUGCUGUGCUGUACAGUAUUUAGCCUCCACUGUUUGUGCUUGUCAGUUAUCUAGUGUCAUGAAUAUUUUUGAUGGUCAUAGUAUCUUAAUUUUUUCUGCCAUUUUCAAGGCUGGUUUUUAAAAAUGCUGUACUUGAAGUUAAGGCUUGACGUUGGAUGUGGUGAAGAUAUGUUUUAAAUAGUUUUAAUCUUUUUUUUGUCUGUCACAACUGUUCUACAUAUUAACUUGGUAUAUGUAGCUAUUUGCUAGUACAGUACUGUAUUUCAAGUACUAUAGACUGUUUGAGUACCAGACUUAACUUAGUAUCUGUAGCUAUUUGCUAGUAAAGUAUAGUACAGUAUUACUAGUAAGGACUAUGUAGAUAUGUAUCAGAUAUAACGUAGUAUCUGUAGCUAUUUGCUAGUAAAGUACAGUACAGUAUUACUAUUAAGGACAUAAAAGUAGUACUGGGCUGAUGUCUCAUGCAAUGUACUGUACUGGUCUUGAUAUGCUGUUUGUGCUUAAUAUUAUUGUGUUACAUUGAGGCAAAUCUGAGGGAAGAGUUGGUAGUGCAAUUUUAUAUGUGGCUACAAUUCAUUUUUUAGUUUCUUUGCAAUGGAGCCUUGAUACCUAUAGAGUUCGCAUGUCUUAUUAAUACAGUGCUGGUAAUGAUGGUAGUAGAAGUGAAAAGUCAUAUAUGGAAAACUUACAGAUGGACAACAAACCUAUACAAGUACAUGUACUGUAUACAUUUAUAUAAAAGGUUAUUUUCAGUGGACACGUUCACUUGGGAAUGUAUUAUUGUUUUUAAUAGAAGAGACAUUUCUCUUAGACAUGUAGUGAAGACAUUUGUGAUAAAGAUUCAGUGGCAUCAUAACAGGGCUCAGGUUCUAGGAGGUUUAGGAGUUAAAUGAUUUUCUAAAUGGUGACGUGAGAAAGUUUUUAACCAGAUCACUAAACUUAAACUUGAAAUAUUAGCAACCAAUAGGGAAUCCACAUUGUGCUUAGAUUCUGACAUACCUACAUGUAUUCUGUUGUUAGUUACAUGGAAACUUGUGAGGAAUUAGACACAGAUAAGAGUGCGGUACUGUACCCAAAACCCUUAGUGCCUGGAGGAGUACCCAAGGUGUUCCUGUUGACUGUCUUAUCAUUUUUAUAAUCUCCACUUUGAUUCUGUAUUUAUGUAAGUACAGGAACUUUUUUCAUCCUCAUUUGUGUGUAUGGCAAAUAUUUACAAAAGAUUAAUGAUUAGAAAUUAUCUGUUGUAGCAGAUUGUAAAUUUUAUUAUUGUUUACACUGUUUAAGGUCUAAUAAGUAUGUAAAUAAUUAGUUCUACUUUACAGUUUCAUUAAAAGUUAAGUGUAUAAGGAUAUUAUAAUGUACAGUACUAUGUUAUCUUUUAGUUGACAAAAAAUAUACCUUGAGUAUUGCAUAUUUUACUAGGAUGUGCAAAGAUUUUUUUUAAUUCCAGUGUACUGAGGUUAAUGUGUAAAUAACACCACUGUUUUGAGAUGUUGCAUCACUCAUAACACAGUAUUUAUUGUGCAUUAUUUAUAAUUUUGUGUUUCCAUUAAAUUAGUGAAAGUAGUUAUGAUCCCUCACGUGAUAUUGUUUGGUGGCUUUAAUGAAUGGUAUUAUACCCCCUGAUGUUUUACUAACUUAUGUGUAUUCAUGUAAUGUUGGUGGUUCAGCGGUAACGCAUGUAUCUCUCACUAAUAUAUCAAGGGUUUGAAUCCUGCUUGGCCCGGACACACGUGAGAAGGGUGUCAUCCAGUGUGACCCUCACUACCAAAUAUCACAGGUUUCCCAGCCUCUGGUUUCCUCCUUUACUAACACUGGAUAGACCAACCGCCCAAAUGGCUAGUAAGCUUAUCAAUGUUAAUAAUGCUAAUAACAGCUUCUCAAAAGACUGUUGUUAUUUCUGUGUAUUUAUUAAAAGAAAUAAAAUUUGAGCAAUGUAUUCAUCAUCAUGGAAGAUCCUCUCUACCAUCUGUAAAAUGUAUAGAUGUCAAACAGUUGUGACUGCUGGUCAUUAAAGGGUUAUUGGAUUUUUAUAAUGUAGAAAUGUUACAUUUUAAUUUUAAUCUUUUUAUACAGUACAGUACGUACAUAGUAUGUAGUGUAAUGAAACAUGCACGAGAUACUUUUACAAGAGUAGUGAAUGUCUUGGAAAAGUGAUGUUUUGAGUCUAAAUUCUUCAAGCCAUCGACAUGAACUAUGUUUAUUGAUCUCACUUACACAAUAAUAAUGUGCUGUUGUUACAUCCCAUUAUGUUAAGGAUGAUGGCGGAGUUACGGUAUAUUGAUUAUAGUUGAGUAAGAACCAAGUUUAAUGCUGAAAGUAAAAGAUUUAGGUGUAUUAAUGUAUCAUGUAGUUAGGUUAGGUAAUUAGGUUAAAUUAGGCUGGGUUUGGUGUUGAGUCUGGUAAAGUAAAGUUAAUGUGGAUCAUCAUUACAGGUGUCUUUAAAAAAAAAAAAAAAUUAAGGCUAAAUGUACCUACAACACCUCUACCAUUACUGAGAGGAGAGACAGAGUUAUGUCUUGUAUGACAGGAUCUCUCUCAGUUUAACUACAUCCCUUAUGAAUAGAGGGUAUGGAAGCUCUGAUGAACUUUUUGUCUGAAGGCCAAGAGGUGUGAAUAUGCAGUGGUUUCUUGGGAUAGCUGGAUGAUCUCUGCAUGAUUGGACAAUGUGGCACCUGGGAACUUGUGGUGCUCUUUGCCCUGGUUCCUGAGGUAAAGGGUACAGGUCACUAUUGCUUGAAGUAAUGACAGUACCUCCUUCCUGAUUGUACAGUACUAGCUGGCUUGAGCAUACAGUACACUGGUUAUGAAUGAAAGAUUGAUUCUGACAUUCUAUAUAUAAUUAGCCUAGAUUGAUCGGGUGACUCAGAUCCCUCCCUCGUACCUAGGGAGGUUGACGAUCUGGGAACUGAAGCUUUGUAUAUUCUGAGCCUUGUUUUAUAGCCAGCUUGGGUUAUAGAACACAUGUACUAUGGUGGGGUGGCAUAGACUCACAGCCCACAUCCUUUGGGCAUUUGGAUUAUUGGAGGUAUUCUCUAAUUAUAAGAGCUGCAGUUAUACUGGGAAAGAUCCUAUAGUUAAGUCCAUAAACUUAUUACAUUAGUACAAGAUUUGUCUGAUGCAUGCUCGUUAUAAAAUGUGAUUUCAGAAUCACUUCUUUAUAUUUGAAGAGGACAGUAUCUCUAUGAUCAUCCUUUCAUGUUUUCUUUAAAUUUGUUGUCGUAUGUAGAUCUCUUGUAUAAACUUUAUAAAUUGCAAUUCAGUGCACUUUCAACAUUUUGGCAAUUGUGUUAUGCACACAGUACUCUACUCAUGAGCACAAGUGAUACAGAAUUAAUUCACUUAGGAAGACAUUUUCUUGAUGAGUUUUGUUGUACGAUAUUUGCACACUAACCCAUUCCUUACAGCUUGUACCGUACUAAUGGUUCUAUUUAACAUUUACUGCUACUGCCAUUUUUAGAUAUGCUUUUUGAGACAUGUGGUAUGGAGGGGUUUGGUGGUUUGUAUAUGGGCACA